This is a messenger RNA of Trypanosoma theileri, 1812 nucleotides long. RefSeq names its product putative surface protease GP63. Lineage: Eukaryota; Euglenozoa; Kinetoplastea; Trypanosomatida; Trypanosomatidae. Bases 1 to 1812 code for a protein of 603 amino acids. The transcript has a single exon. The record is from RefSeq and is a predicted model, not a curated record. Gene Ontology annotation, molecular function: metalloendopeptidase activity. Gene Ontology annotation, cellular component: cytoplasm; membrane. Gene Ontology annotation, biological process: cell adhesion; proteolysis.
AUGCGUCGUCUGUUGUGCACUGCACUGCUCUUGCUGUGUUGUGCCUACGGGUGCAUUGCAGCUGUUGUGCAGCCGCUACCGCAGACAGGACGGGAUCUCUUGGAUGGGUUCAUCUUUUUUCCCGUUUCUCAAGCUGUGAAUGGUGAAGAGAGGUGGUACCCACUCCGUAUCGGUGUUUUUCCUGACGGGGUGAACGAUGUGUUAAAUUACUGCAAUGGUAAGAAAACUCUCACUCCGAUUUUUGGGGGACUGAGUUUUAGAGAGUCGGAUUAUAAACGGUUUUGCAAAGAGUUUCGGUUUACCAAUGAGAUGGGGAAACUUAUUGUUGAAAAGAUUCUCCCUGCAGCUGUAAAGUUGCAUACUGAUCGCCUUAGUGUCGAACGAUCGUCGUGGAAAUUGUUGGUUCCGCGGUUGUUCUCACAGUCUUUUUUUCCUGAAUGUAUAGAUGCUAUAAUUCCAGAAAAACACCAUACAGUAGGUAUUGGAAAUAUUGAUUUUGCACUCUAUGUAGGACUAAGUAAGUUCAUGACUUCUGCGGUUGUUUGUUCUGAAGAUGUGAAUAAGCGUCCGACAUCUGGUUUGAUAAGUUUUUAUCCAAAAGACAUUGUCGACACAAGACACUUUAUUCGCAUAACUGCGCAUGAGAUUGCUCAUGCUCUCGGUUUUGAACUCAAUCGUAUGAAAGAUCUUCAAAUGAUAGUGCAGAGAACAGUGAAUGGAGUGAAUGUUCCAGAGGUGCGGUCUGAGACUGUAGUUGCGAAGGUGAAGGAACAUUUUGGCUGUGAUAAUGCCACUGGCAUCUAUAUGGAGAGUGAGCACCUGCAGUUUAGCUCUCAUUUGGAGCGGAGACUUGCAAAGGAUGAGUUGAUGAGUACGUACAGUGAAGAACCAUCUGGUAUGUACUAUACAUCACUUACACUCGCAAUAUUUAAUGAUAUGAAAUUUUACAAGGCUAACUUCAGCAUGGCAGAGACAAUGAGUUGGGGAAGCAAUGCUGGAUGUGAGUUUCUUACAGGGGAAUGUAUACAAGAGAAUAUCAUUAAAUAUCCCAAUACAUUUUGUACUGAAUCCCGUGUAUCGCUGCAAUGUACAUCUGAUCGUCUUUCUCUUGGAAGGUGUACAUCGAGUAAUUUCCCUCAGGACUAUCCUGAGGAUUAUCGAAACUUUAAGAAUAACACUUUCACCUAUUUGUACGGUGAAUUGACAGAUGGAUGUCCCAUCAUAAGGACGCUUGAAGAAACAACAUGUCAGAGCGGUGAUCUGGAGUUAAUGCCUGGAAGCAUUCUGGGGAAAGAAUCACGGUGUCUACAAGGUAAUGAACUGAUACAAAAAGAAUCGGCUCAAACUUUCUUGCCCAUUGGUGACAUUUGUGCCAAUGUAAAGUGUGAGGAUGGCAAAGUUAAGGUACAAUAUAAGGGGAAUGAUAAAUGGCAUGAAUGCCCUGAUGGUGGCAAGAUUGAAAAUUUGGAAGGCUCAGAGUUCCAAAGUGGAAGCAUCUUGUGUCCCAAGUACGCGGAGAUGUGUACUGAUUUUCCCCAAAUCAGUGAACUCCGCAUUGAAAGUAAUGAAGCUGCCGAUAUUGAAAUUCUCCAAGGUUACGUUAUUGGAAGAGAUUUACAUGACAUAAGUGGUGAAGAGAAUAAAACGGCAAAUAAUAAUAACAUGAGUAAUCACACAGUAGUAGGAAAUAUCACAUGUACGGUGGGAAAUUGCAACAAACAUACAGCUGGGGAGGGUGCUAACAAGAGUAUUGUGACCUCAUAUUUUGGAGCUGUGCUACUUCUUCUCUUUAUUGCAGCUGUGAUGAUGUAA